AUGGCUGUAAAAUGGACUCUUCAAACAUUGAUUGCUGCUCAUUCACAUUGUCAAAAAAAUAAAGUUGAAAUACUUCAGAGUACAUUGUGUGGUUGUAUUCAAUGUUUGGCACAAUUUGAACGGAGUGAAAUUUUUGAUUGGGAUGAUGAUCAAGAAACGGCAAUGUGUCCACUAUGUGAUGGAUCGAGUUCAGUUAUAGGAAAUGCCUCUAAAUAUCCUAUAGAAAAUAUUGAAUUUUUACAAAUGAUGAAAGAUAAAUGGGUUUAA
This is a messenger RNA of Didymodactylos carnosus, 267 nucleotides long. The record is from the annotation of a GenBank genome assembly. NCBI's taxonomy places the organism in Eukaryota, Metazoa, Rotifera, Eurotatoria, Philodinida, Philodinidae.